AUGUUCCGCCCACACGCCGCCCCCCGAGGAAGUUCCGUGAGUGCAGCGCUAGUAGAGCAUGGACGGACUAGUAUCACUACCUUUCAUCCUUCGACCCCGGAGACAUAUGUCCCUUCAGAGUGCACUCGCACCAUGAAGCCGCGCACCUCACGGAUUACAAUGAGCACCGUCGGGGCGUCCCGCGUAUCACCAAGUGUUCAACCAGGUUAUGCACAACCCGAAUUUAACAGCAAACUCGCUGGAGCCAUACGCCACGAGCACCAGAAGAGUCUGCGGGAGCACACUUCCGCCUUUCAAGAGGUCGCCUACAGGCACGCAGAUCGCCCUGCAGAGAAGCUGGUUUACGGGGACCACCAUGAUUUCUUCUAUCCUGCACAAGAGUGUGGCUUAACGGGCCCCCUGGGGUCACGUUUUUGCCGCAAUCCCGAGAACAUCGGUCAAGAGGACAAGGAUCGACGGGUGCAAGUGACUAACGCUAGGCAAGGCACCAGGCAUGCAAAUGAAGAGCGCAUCCGUGCAACUUAUGCAAAGGAGGAGCAGGACGCCCAACAACGCGAGGCAAAGAAAAUUGCAGGGAAGCGCCGCCAACGUGAGAUAUACAUGACAAUGCUCCAAGAAAGUCUUGAAACACAGAUGUAA
Messenger RNA from Giardia duodenalis, 639 nucleotides. RefSeq lists its product as uncharacterized. The record is from RefSeq and is a predicted model, not a curated record. Bases 1 to 639 code for a protein of 212 amino acids. Lineage: Eukaryota; Fornicata; Diplomonadida; Hexamitidae. The transcript has a single exon.